GACCCUUUGUCAUUAAGAUAACUUUAUAUAUAUUUUGCCUAUUUUUUAAUAAUAUUGUUCAUCGAAUCUGUUAACAAGCCUGACCCUUUGUCAUUAAAAUAAUGGUUAAAUUAUUCAAUGAUGAAACCAAAUUAUUAAAGUGAGAGUGAUUGAGGAGAAAGGAGUUGAAGGAAACAAAAAAAAAAAAAAAAGAAGAGAAAAAUGGUGAUUGAAGGAGCAAGUGUAACGGCAAUAAUGGUUGUAGCUCAGUUCUUGGAAGUAGGUGGUGACACUCUAAUGAAAUCAGCAACAAAAGAUGGAAUGAGUAUUUAUAUUUUCAUCUUUUACUCAAAUCUUUUAGCUCUCUGUUUCCUUUUGCCAACCACCUUCUUCCACCAUAGGAAAAGACCUCCUCCUCCAAUUCCAACAUCAAUUUUCUUCAGAAUUUUUCUUCUUAGUUUCCUCAAUUGUGCAGUGCAGAUUUUAAUGAAUACUGGAAUUGGAUAUAGCUCUCCCACUUUGUCAUCUGCUAUGGUUGAUCUUGUUCCUGCUUUUACCUUCAUACUUGCCUUAAUUUCAAGGAUGGAAAUUCUAAAUAUGAAAAAGCGUAGCAGCCAGGCAAAAGUUAUUGGUACAUUGGUCUCCAUUGGAGGGGCAUUAACUGUGACAUUAUAUAAAGGGAUACCUUUGAUUAGUGAUGCCUUUCGAAAUAUAGAAAUGGGAGCAAGUGGAAAUUUCCUAUCAGUGAAACAAAAUUGGAUACUUGGUGCUUUUCUUCUUGCAAAUGCUAGCUUUUUCCUUUCAGUUUUAUUUAUCACAGAGACAUGGAUUAUCAAUGAAUAUCCAGAAGAGCUAGUGGUAACAGCCAUUUGUUGCAGCAUGGUGGUAAUCCUAUCAGCCAUUGUAGCUUUUAUUAAAGAGGGAAAUUCAAAAGUAUGGAUACUAAGACAUAAUAAGGAGUUGGUAGCUGUGUGUUUUUCAGGAUUUUUUGUGGUAUCCAUGAAGAGUGUUGUAUACAAAUGGACAUUUCGUAAGAAAGGACCAAUAUAUGUAGCUAUGUUCAACCCUUUAAGAGUGGUCAUUGCACUUGGCUUGGGGGUAAUAUUUUUGGGAGACAAUCUUUAUCUUGGAAGCAUGAUUGGAGCUUUUAUAAUAGUGAUUGGAUUUUAUGCUGUGAUGUGGGCACAAGCUCAAGAGGAACAUAGAGCAAGAGAAAAUAAUUUAUUUCCAUCUACCACAGACUCUUUGUUAUCAAUAAAAAGCAUGGAUUUCUAGGAAGAUGAAUUCUUCGGUACAUACCGAAAUAUUUGUUGAGGUGAACAUUUCUCCGAUACACAUUGUGUGUUAGUAUUUUGUCAGAUACCAACGCAUGUUUGCCACUUAGACACGUCUAAUUCGAGAUGUAUACAUAGUUCAUAGCUAGUGUAACUCUGCUUUGAUUGCAGGGUCUUUUGAUACAAAAUCUUUAUGCAACCAAUAUCUUGGAAAUUUAUAAUUGUAAUUCAAAUUCCUUGGCUACUAUUGUUCA
Messenger RNA from Trifolium pratense (red clover), 1507 nucleotides. Its product is annotated as WAT1-related protein At3g28050-like. The transcript has 6 exons. Gene Ontology annotation, molecular function: transmembrane transporter activity. Bases 202 to 1254 code for a protein of 350 amino acids. Lineage: Eukaryota; Viridiplantae; Streptophyta; Magnoliopsida; Fabales; Fabaceae. The record is from RefSeq and is a predicted model, not a curated record. Gene Ontology annotation, cellular component: plasma membrane.